CAAAGGUACAGCCGCACAGUGCGUCGAGCUGAGACAUGGAGCUGACCGGCUGUGAGCGCAAAUAAACCGAGGAGGACACCAGACGAAGAGUGGGAAUACAAACCAUGAUUGAUUCUGACUAGGACAAAAACAAAUCUUCACAUCUAAAGCCAGGACCCCCUCAGAGACAGCAGCGUCAUGACACCAGUCCUGCAUUGAGCCUCUCCUCGUGGGUUGGCAUGGCCCAGCGAUGAACGGAGCGGUGGUGCCCGGUAGCCCGGAGCUCUCCUCCUCGUGCCCGCUGCCAGACUGGCGAGAGUUCUGUGAGCUCCAUGCCAGAGCCUCUGCUGCAGACUUCGCCGACAAGUUCCAACGCUUCCUGUUGGAAAACCCGAUCUACGACUCGCCUGGUGCCGAUGCCAGCUUCUCACAGCACUUUGCCCACCACUUCCUGGAGUGCUUCUCUGCCGCACUGACCCAGGCCCGGGAGAACCAGGCGUCCUCGCCGGGAGAGGACGGCUCCAACACAGCGCCCAAGUACAGCAUUGUUCCUUUCCUGGGAAUCCAGGGCUGUCCGCUGUCCUAUGGUCACGACAUUUAUCAGAGACGCAAGGACGCGGGGGCUUCAAGUGAAUCCCUGGACAGCAUGGACAGCGGAGGGGGAGGGAUAGACGGGGCAGGCAGUGCCAGCGCCUCCCGAGGCCCCCAGUCCACCCACAAGGUGUCCGCUCUGGGACAGUCCCGCAGCUCAGAGGAUGUGUCGGUCAGUCACCCAAAAGCUCGCUUCAAGAAAGGAUUCUCCCUGAGGAACAUGAGCCUGUGUGUGGUGGAUGGGGUGAAGGAGAUGUGGCACAGACGAGCCUCCCCUGAACCUGAAGGACCCUCUGUAGUUAGAAGGGCCAACGGGGGAGUAAUGGGAGCAGCAGGAGGGGGAGUGGAGGCUGCGGGGGGAGAGAAGUGGUCCAAUAAGCUGCGGCUUCCCAGAGGCUCCCAGGGCCACAAGGCUGAGAUGCUGGAGAUCCAGAGGGAGGGAGCGCUGAGGUUCAUGGUGGCCGACGACACAAACUGUAUGGGGGCUGCACAGUGGCAGAAGUGCCGCCUCCUGCUGAGGAAGACGAGGAGGGAGGAAGGAGGCGAGAAGUUCCUGCUGGAGUUCUACGUGCCACCCAAGUCCUCAAAGCCCAAAGUCAGCAUCCCUCUGUCGGCCAUCGUGGAGGUGAGGACCACCAUGCCUCUGGAGAUGCCUGACAAGGACAACACUUUCGUCCUUAAGGUGGAAAACGGGGGAGAGUACAUCCUGGAAACCAUAGACUCCCUGCAGAAAAACUCCUGGGUUGCUGACAUCCAGGACUGCAUAGACCCCGGUGACAGCGGCGAUGACAUCGAGCUGGCAUCCUGUCCUCAUGGUCAAGCCUCCAAAGACUGCUCUAUGGUGUCCUCCUGCAGCUGUGAGCUGCUCUCUGAGGGUGUGUAUCGAGCUCCGGAGAGGCCGUGUCCUACAGCAGCGGAGCAUUACAGUGCCCCCUCGGUCCGUUGCAGGGAACCCCCCUUCACACAGCACCCGUCCCACAUGCCUUUGGAGCGCUUCCUCCAGUCCCCGGAGGCUCAGAGCUCCAACUCUUCUGCAGGUGGCAGUGAAGGAGCUAAAGAGUCGGACGGGGAUGCCAGCCUGUCGAGUUACCCAUGGUUCCACGGUACACUGUCCCGUGUGCGCGCGGCUCAGCUGGUGCUGGCAGGCGGGGCCAGGAGCCACGGGCUCUUUGUGAUUCGUCAGAGCGAGACGAGGCCGGGGGAGUACGUCCUCACCUUCAACUUUCAGGGCAAAGCCAAGCAUUUGCGUUUGUCGGUGAAUGAGAACGGGCAGUGCCAUGUCCACCACUUGUGGUUCCACACCGUGUCGGACAUGCUGAGACAUUUCCACGCCCACCCCAUCCCCCUUGAGUCCGGAGGCUCUGCUGACAUCACACUACGCUCCUAUGUGCAAGUGCAGCGAAGCUCUUCAACAGAUGUGUCUCUCCCUCCCGUCCUGACCCCAACCAGGGAGACAGGCUGCCGGACUGAUUCUGCCCACACUCCUCUCCACAUUUCUGGGAUCACAGCGCCUGCAGGGCCCCCUCCUGAUGCCCCGCUCUCCUCGAGCACCUCCUCCUCACCCACCACCCUCCCCUCCCUCUCCCGCAGUGACCCGGGUACUGGAGGAGGGGUAGGAGGAGGGUUACAGAGCCGGAGCAACAGCUCUGAGCGCCUGCUGGAGGCCUCUAGCGGAGCGUCCGAGGACUACCACGACGCUGACGGGACCCGCAGGGCCCGGGCGGUGGAGAACCAGUACUCUUUUUACUAAACGACCCGGGGUGGGUUUAGUUAUGUAUCGGAGAUGACAUGGGGCGCUCUGCUGAUGAUGAAAACGUUCCAUAUCACUGGAUCACCCAUCGUUUUGUUUGUUUGUUUUAGUUUCAAGGCAAUUUCCUGUGUCUCUGAUUUAGGAAGGGUGGUGAGAUUAUGUUGAGCAGAAAGAUGAGUGUAGGCGGAGAGAGCAAUAGGAAGUCUUCAAGUGGAGUCAUAUGGCUUUGAUUCAUUUCUGCUGACCACUUCCUGUUCACCCUUACCCACAGUUCCCUGGGAGCAGAGCCUGUGUCACCCCCCUAGUGAAGGAUUGAGGGUUUGCAAUGACCCUGAAGAAACACCCCCUCCCCUCAGAGCCCCGAGAGCAUCCUUUAAUGUUUUUAAAGCUGCUUUGAGUCUAUCCCGGAUAUCCUCACUGUCCCCGCAGGGUUUCCCUAGAAAGUCCUGCCCUGGGUCUCUGCAAUCAUGGGCGUGUUAGCGUUAGCUCGGACAUGUUUUUCUUCAAACGUCUACAGCCUAAAGGGUCUUAGUGCCUGACAAUUACCUUGGACUUGAAUAGACUGUUGGUCAUAGCGUUUGCCAUCUCACAUAAACUCAAAAACCCCAAAAUGUUACGCUGGUAAUUACAAUAUCUUCAGUUUCUGCUAAAACACACUGAUCAUGCAUAUCUCAUCAUAAUGAAUUGGCUUUGUUUCUCACAGUUUCAUUAAUGGCUGCAACACA
This is a messenger RNA of Notothenia coriiceps (black rockcod), 3045 nucleotides long. It is a transcript of the gene sh2b2, whose product is annotated as SH2B adaptor protein 2. Gene Ontology annotation, biological process: antigen receptor-mediated signaling pathway; intracellular signal transduction. Lineage: Eukaryota; Metazoa; Chordata; Actinopteri; Perciformes; Nototheniidae. The transcript is spliced from 9 exons. The record is from RefSeq and is a predicted model, not a curated record. Bases 230 to 2320 code for a protein of 696 amino acids. Gene Ontology annotation, cellular component: plasma membrane. Gene Ontology annotation, molecular function: transmembrane receptor protein tyrosine kinase adaptor activity.